Molecule: messenger RNA, 1419 nt
Organism: Exophiala xenobiotica
Lineage: Eukaryota; Fungi; Ascomycota; Eurotiomycetes; Chaetothyriales; Herpotrichiellaceae
Exons: 3
Coding region: 1-1419 (472 amino acids)
Biological process (GO): phospholipid catabolic process
Molecular function (GO): hydrolase activity, acting on ester bonds
Source: RefSeq, a predicted model, not a curated record
AUGGCUCCAAUUAUCAGAUUGUCCGUGGCCCUGGCCAUCAUCUCCUCUGCUGUCGCCGUACCAAUCAAGCCUCGUAGCGCGACAUGGUCGGGUCUCAGCUCAAAGAUCAAGCACGUGGUUUACUUAAUGAUGGAGAAUCAUAGCUUCGACAACAUCGCCGGCUACUGGGAUUACCGUGAUGACAUCGAUGGUCUCCGAAACAUCAACUAUUGCAAUGAGUUCACCAACCCCAACUGGACCAUUUAUGGUGAACCCAUCAUGAUCUGUGCGGGCCCGUAUGAAGACGAGGUCCCUCUCGUCGACCCGGACCACAACUUUGCUGGCACGAGCUAUGAGAUCUACCGCAAAUGGCAACCCACAAGCAGUGACACUCCUGACAUGUCUGGCUUCAUCGAGCGCCAAUCGGACAAGUACAACGCCACUCCCGGAGACAGCUCCUUUGUCAUCAAGGCUUACGACCCGAAAAAGGGCAACACCCUCAUGACCUUGGCCCAGAACUAUGCCAUGUGGGAUACCUACCAUGCGGAGCACCCAGGGCCGACCAACCCUAACCGCAUGUUUGCCACUUCGGGCUCGACGUGCGGCUAUGUCGACAAUACGGCCACCCAGUCCACCGGUUGGUUCGCCAACGUUACAGGACAAUCGUGUGCAACGUCCAUCUUCGAGGCCUUGGACAAGAAGAACAUCUCCUGGAAGAACUACUACGAGUCCGACAUCAUUGACUCGUUCAUCUACAAAUGGGUCCAGGACAACUCGAUGGACAAGAUCGUGCACGCCGACCAAUUCUACGCCGACCUCGCCAACGGCACUCUUCCUCAGUUCUCAUACAUCAACCCAGAAUGCUGCACAGUCGAUUCCAUGCACCCAACCAGCAACAUGGCUGCCGGUGAGCUCAUGAUCAAGCAUCUAUACGACUCGAUCCGAAACUCUCCGUACUGGGAGAACACCCUCCUGAUCAUCAACUUCGAUGAGCACGGAGGGUUCGCCGACCACGUCCCUCCACCAACAGGAAUCCCCGCUCCCGAGGACGGCAAGACCUUCUCCGGCCUCUCGGAUGGCCACAACGUCACCUACGACUUCACCCGUCUUGGUGUCCGUGUGCCGUCCUUCCUGAUCUCGCCUUGGAUCCCGGCAAACACUCUGAUCCACGACGAGGGAACCAUGUACGCCGAAAACUCUGCGUACACGCACACUUCAUUCCUGCAUUUCCUCCAGGAACUCUGGGGUCUCGAGGGCUUCAACAACCGCGUCCAAUGGGCCAAGACUUUCGAGUACGUCUUCUCGGACACGAUGCAGCCCAACGGCGGCAUCCAGAACUUGCCCAGCCCCGUCUGGCACGGAGGUUCAGGACAGCCCGAGCCGGACGCUUUCCCACUCCUGAACCAGGAUUACAGCUACUAUGAGUCCUUGGACGAUUAA